AUGAAGCUUUCCAUUGUUAAUUUUCAAAGCAGCAGUCAGCAAGAUAGGAAACUAGUUAUGACUUUGCAAACAGAAGCUCAAUCCUACAAGUGUUAUGGUCAAUCGACAGCACAACCAAAUUAUUUCUAUUGGAAUCAAAAUGCUACAACUCCACAAAUUUCGAAUAAGAUUAAAAAGUCACGUAAAAUGUCUCCAACCACAACCAAUUGCUGUCAGACUAAUCUUUUACAGCAUCCUUCGAAUAACAAUCAGAUUGUUUAUGAACUUUCUCCAAUGACCAAUUCAUUAUUUAAUGUUUCCAAACGUAGACGAAAGCAAUCUUUACAUUCUCAUGAGAAAGUUUUCUCAGUCAAUGAUAAUACUUCCUGUAGCUCCUCAUCAAGUGGUUCCAUUCAAUCUAGAUCAGCAUCACCUAAAUUAAAAAAGCAAAACAAAAUGUCAAAUGCCAACAAUUCACCAAGACAAGAAUUCAUUCAAAGUUAUUCUAAUCCAACCCAAUUUAUUCCUCCAACUCAACAGGUAUCCACACCAAUGACUGUGAAUACAACCAUGACUUGCAUUCCUACCACCUGUCAACAAGAAUUUGUUUCACCAACAAGUUUCGUCCAAACAACGCCUAAAGUUUCUUCACCUAGAAUUGUGAGGUCUUCGAUAUCAAUUCGGGAAUUAUUAAAUUAA
Messenger RNA from Naegleria gruberi, 678 nucleotides. RefSeq lists its product as uncharacterized. Lineage: Eukaryota; Heterolobosea; Eutetramitea; Acrasida; Naegleriidae. The record is from RefSeq and is a predicted model, not a curated record. The coding region runs from base 1 to 678 and encodes 225 amino acids. The transcript has a single exon.